Molecule: messenger RNA, 2430 nt
Organism: Xenopus laevis (African clawed frog)
Lineage: Eukaryota; Metazoa; Chordata; Amphibia; Anura; Pipidae
Gene: c1h14orf93.L
Product: chromosome 14 open reading frame 93 L homeolog
Exons: 7
Coding region: 646-2241 (531 amino acids)
Source: RefSeq, a predicted model, not a curated record
GCAAAACACCCUAAAGGGCCCCUGUGUAUGCGGCCGAAUACCGCCUCCCCUGACCCGUGUGCACCAAUCGGGAUCCAGAAGAGGCGUGUACCAGUUGUGCACUCGUCUGUGCACACACACAGCUCCAAGAAUACAAAGGGGACACGCUGACCUUCACAUUUCAUGCUGAUAGAGCUCCAUGUAUUUGUAAUACUCUGAUUUAACCAAAACAAGCCUGGACCUUUAUGGAAAAAAACAUUACAAAAUGUAUCCAGCAGAGGAGUAAAAUACAAGAGAAGCAGUGUUUAACAGGAAAUUCUUGGAUGUUUGUGACUUGCUUCAAGACAUACUUGCAUUCUUAUUGAAAUCACUAUACUUAGUCACUUAUCAAUGAAAAGUUCUGUUCAUUCCAAACAUUUCAGAUGAAAUAGCAGAGAACACAAAAAUCACUAAAUGCAGGUUAUAAUGAAAGAAAUACAUUUUAAUGGAAAUUGCAGCUGUAGCAAAAUAUUGUGAACAUCAUUUGGAAUUGUAAUGUAUCUAAAUUAAUUAGAGCAUUGUUUAAUUGCUCCAUAUGCGUCUAACACAAAAAUUAUUUUAAAUAAAAUUGAGAUUGAGGCUUAAUACAUUAUUUAAAGCAAUAGGAUUGCAUAGUGUUCCAGAAAAAUGUCAUUUAGUGCCACUAUUCUAUUCACCCCACCACCGGGGCACACUGAGGGCAAGUGUGGCUGCAAGAAUGAAGGCAUUCAAGCACGUUCUGUUCCUCUUGAUGGCGUCACUCCCAUCAAUGUAACUGGAGAUGGCGUAGCAGUUCAGGGAUGUGAACAACUUCUACACCUUAUAUAUCAGCGAGUUGAAAAAGCUGUGGGAAUAGCUGAAGCUGCACUGGAUGUGGCCAAGGCCAACAGUAACAUUUUAAACCAACUCCAAGAAGAGAUGAGUGGUCUGAGAAAACUUACUGAAAAAACUGAUAUAGACACAUUUGCUGUACAAAUGCCAACUGCUAAUACAAAAUGCAAAACAUCAGAGGAAAAUGAGGUGGAGGAAAUUCGUGGAGUGCAAGUGGUCAUUGAAGAACUGAGACAGCUGGGUGCAGCAUCUGCAUCUUUGGUACCUGGUUUUCAUACAUCAUCUAUGGACAGGACUCCAAAAGAUGGAUAUCUGAGUGGAGGCCCUUCUCCUGGUGAGGCUACCCCACUGCUCAGCCCUAUGCAUGUGCCAGCGAUUGAUGAUUUUUUAAACUCUGAAGCCCCUGCUGCAAGGAUUCUAGCCCCCAGUUUCGUAAAGCAGCUGACUACGUCUCACCCUCACGGAGAUGCAGUCGAAGUUCUAAGCGAGCCAGCUCCCCAAGUUUUGAAACCUACACUGUCAACACAUUCUCAUUUACUACUACAGAAGGAUGGUUCUCUUAGUCCUGGUGGCUUAAUUAUGACUGAAACGUCUUCAACUUCUGGAGAGAUGAGGCCAUCUAUUUCACCCCCGCCGCUGGCACCAUUAUAUGCAUGCACCAGCAGUCGGCAGCGUGGCAAUGGGCAAAAGUGUUUCAGACGGAAACGGGAUCUAGUGCUGUCCAAACUGGUUCACAAUAUUCACAACCAUAUUUCUAAUAACAAACGAUUCAAUGGUUCAGAAAGUAUCAAAUCAUCCUGGAAUAUUUCAGUUCUAAGGUUCCUGGUGGAGAAGUUAAAACAAGAGUUGGUGUCCAGCAUCAACCAUUACACAGACAAAGAGUUAAAAGGUGCCUGUGUUGCUUACUUCCUGACUAAGCGGAGAGAAUAUCGCAACUCUAUGAAUCCAUUCAAAAGUCUGAGAGAGAAAGAGGAAAAAAAGCUAAGAAGUCGGAGAUACAGGCUCUUUGCCAAUCGUUCAUGGGGUGUGCAGCAGUUCCCUGUAGAGGACCAAGCAUUAUGGGAGGGUGUUACAGAAGAGCUGAUGUCAGAUGAAGAAGACAGUCUCUCAGAGCCAGGUGUUUGGGUCGCCCGACCACCACGUUUCCGAUCACCAGAACUCACACGGCUUUGUUAUCGAAUUGAUUCUCACUCCAAGCAUGGCAAUAAAACAAAUCGUGUCUAUGGAUCCCUAUCUGAUCGACUUCCAUCUGCAGAGGCACAAGUUUUACCACUCCACCUCUACAACCCAAACUGGGAGGGGGAUGAUAUCGAUAGUGAUGCUGGGGAGGUAGAUGGAGGUGGAAGAGGAAGAAAAUCAUUUUGCCCAGAUUUAAACUCUUUUAUACAGAUAAAAGUUGAGAAAGAUGAAUGAACCAUACUGAAUGAAACCAUUUGCAGUGGGGGUUGAAAUAAACGUACAAAAAUGCUCUGGAAGACAAGCUCUGAAACAGUGUCUACCGUUAUGAACAAGAUGAAGGUACUAAUCUGGAGACAACUAGGACAGCUGUCAUUGUUACCACUUCUUUUGUUUUAUAAGAAAUAAAAUGUUACUUAGAACAUU